This is a messenger RNA of Lymnaea stagnalis (great pond snail), 11725 nucleotides long. NCBI's taxonomy places the organism in Eukaryota, Metazoa, Mollusca, Gastropoda, Lymnaeidae. The record is from the annotation of a GenBank genome assembly.
GAGUUUGAGAAGUGGGUUCUUGGGCACUACUUUUCUUUUCUUCUGUUGGAAUUUCGGUAGAAAUAUCCAUCUCUUGUUUAGAGAUUAGUAUUUUUUUUGAACUUCGAAAAACCUAACCAAUGUAAGUAGUAGAAAUUAAUCCUCGAAUUAUGUUUGCUACAUUUGCUCAUCUAGGUAAACAAAUAAAAGACUUGACGCAACUACACAAUUGUAAGUUUUGCCAGAGCUCUAAUUGGUAACAUCUAGAAAUAAUUUGAAUUUUUAAAGGCGCGACAUUUCAGUCGUAUAACGUGUUUGGUUGAAUGUUUUUAACAUUGUAUCCGUCAAUUUGAAUUUUACGUUUUCCGUGUUAAUAAAUAAAUUUUUCAUUCGUGAGGAUAUUUAGCGACUGUAAAAUAAUAGAAAAGUUGGAGGCAGAGCCGUUUACCCCUGGGUGAGUGCCAGCGUAGCUUUCAGCUCUCAAAAACGUAGUUCCAAACUCCUAUGAGUUUUGGUUUGCAAUCAAAAUACAACGUGUUAAAAAAAAUCCACUCAACUGCUUAUGUAAGUAAACACAAAUAAAUAUACAGGAUAUAGAUUUGCGCUUUGUUCGUUAAGGAUGUGAAAAGGUAUCACGCAAGCACAAUAGCAGUUAAGUAAUAACAACGAAAUUGUUUAAAAUAUAAUAUUCCGGUUGGUUUAUUGAAAUCGAUACCGCAAAGGCUUCAAGCGUUUACAUUAAAAUGUGGCAACCUUUUACUGAAGACAUACACCAAUAUUUUUUUAAAAUUAAAAUUACACCAAACAUAAGAAAAAAAAACUCAUGAAACCGUAGUUUUGUUUUAGGUUUAUCGUAGUGCCGUUGUCUUAGGCUUGAUACGCAGUUACUACGGCGAAAGCGUAGGGGUAAACAGGUCCGGCCUUGGGGUAAACAGGUACGGGCCUGGGGUAAACAGGUCUGGCCCUGGGGUAAACAGGCCCGGCCCUGGGGUAAACAGGUCCGGCCCUGGGGUAAACAGGUCCGGCCCUGGGGUAAACAGGUCCGGUCCUGGGGUAAACAGGUACGACCUUAGGGUAAACAGGUCCGGCCCUGGGGUAAACAGGGCCUGGUUGAAGGCACCAACAUAUGUCAAGGAACUUAUAAUUCAUUAGAAAAACGUUUUCGUUUCACUUCGAACGUACACACAUGUCAGACAUGUUCACAUUAGAAUGAGGGUUAAGUGGGUGUGCUUUAGACUGAGAUGAUAGAGAACUUUUUGUUUAAGGUAACGAGGAUAAAAACCCGAAAACAAAUCACCUGACAUCGUUUAAACCAAAGAAGUUAAAGCGUUUUCACGUUAACGCAGAAAUGUUUCAGUUUAGAACUACAUAAGACCAAAUUAAAAACCAAAUACGUGUAUAGAUUUAUAAAGACACCAUAAAGUGGUGACUGUAUCCACACACACCCCCCUCCCCGCAUUCCGUAGUGACGUCACGGCUCAUGCACAAACGUCAAGACAUGCAUAGUUGUUUUUUUUUUUAGAAAUUGCUAAAGAUGAGACAAUCAGAGAUUUGCUGCCUAUUGCAAAGACCUUUGAAAGCAAAGAGGUUUCAAUCGAAGACCAUAAAAAGAAGUCAAAGAAAUUUAUUACUUAACUCCAAAGACAGUGUCCAGGUUGCUCUGUUUUAAAAAUUCCCGAUAUUGAUUUCAUUGUUUCAAAAUAAAAACAUGUUUUUUUUUGUUACAAAAUAUGACGAUACAUUUUUUCAAAGAAAUUCUAUUGAUCCAUAUUGAGGUUAUUAUUUUUUUUAAUUUUAAAUUAAUUUAUUAUUGGAUUUUUAUGUUUAUAAAUGUCGUUUCAGCAUAAACAGAUCAGGUUGUCAACUCCAAAAUCCAAACUUUAGCCACAAAUAUUUUAAAAUUGCAUGUUUGUUUGUUUGUUUUUUUUUUAACGGAAAAAUAAAUACUUUUAAGGACACAUUUUUUAAAAUAAACUAAGGAAGCUAAAAAUAUUCCAAUAUGCUAUGGACUAGAAUUUUAUUAUUGGAUGACAAUAUCUGUAUGGCUAAUAACUUGGGCUUAUUUUAUAUGCUAUUUUAUUGUAUAGAAUUCUCAUCAGUGUUGUAUUUCUCCUGAUUAUGUUUCUACUAGUUUCACAUGUGAAAUAAAAAAAAAAUCACAGACGUUGAUAUUCUUCGUUUUUUGCGGGUUUUUUCGCUUCAAAAACAUUUGUGCAAUGUCUAAUUUUUUACGGACAUCCCAAAAUAUUUACAGCAUUUGCGGACAUGUCAUUUGCGGACAUGUCAUUUGCGGACAUGUCAUUUGCGGACAUGUCAUUUGCGGACAUGUCAUUUGAGGACAGUUCAUUUGCGGACAUGUCAUUUGAGGACAUGUCAUUUGCGGACAUGUCAUUUGCGGACAUGUCAUUUGAGGACAUGUCAUUUGAUUUCAAACCUUACGAAAUGUCCGUAAAUUGACCGACUGUUGGCAACCCUAAAAUAGAUUCAUUCUACCAAGUUGAAGUGAAAAAGACAAUGAUUUUCUACGUUUAUUAAUCUAGGUGGCAGCAAUGGCUUAAACACACAUACACGUACACACACAUACACACACACACACAUAUAUAUAUAUCCAACCUAAAAUUAAAGAAUAAGCCCAUUCUACAUCAUUUGCCGAAAAGUUUGCAUUUGUAUUCUGUGUCAUCAUUAUUAAAGCUAAACAUGUAAAAAAAAAUUUUGUUUACAUAAAUCAUUUUGUCUAAUUAUUCUACUUGAAAGCUUUAUCGCGGUCCAACACUCCAGUCAUUAGUUAAUUGAAGACUUCGAAGUAGUGAAUUCAUUUUCUAUCACAAGAAUUUUGAAGAACAAAAAAAAAAUUAUCCGUUUUGCAAUAUUUGAAAUUUCCAGAGAUUUUUUGGUGAAAAUUUUACAUUUCCCUCGAUUCCAAUUACUUGCUCCCUUUCAAUUAAAAGAAAUUAACAUGUUUAUUUUUAAUGGUAGGCUGUAAGAAAGCAAGCUCUAUCAUAAACACUUAGAAAGGUUUCCCUUUUUGAUUCUCAAAUGGUGUCAACAAGAUCUGUAUUCCCAUGCUUAACUAAUACAAAGGAUAAAAUCUUGGGGGACCGGUUACAAGCCAAGCGGAAUAGAUCAAUAGCCAUACAUAACUAAUACAGUAGACUCACGGUGGGUAAGGUUACUAAGUGUUUUGAUGAGGUGCUCAUUUAAGAAUUUAGAGGAUAAAUUAUCAACUGGAAAAAAAAGGUUCCUAAACUGUGCAGAAACGGGAUCAAUUUCCUCAACUUUGGUACAUUAUAUAUAAAUAUAUAUAUAUAUAUAUAUAUAUAUAUAUAUAUAUAUAUAAUUACGCUGUUACUGUCAUUAUGAGAUGCGUUUGCUCCACAUACAGACACACACACGUGCACCCACACACACACACUCACGAACACACGCACAUUUUUAAAAAAAACGUACCUGGAGUAGUUGAAUAGCUAAUGUAUUGUUGUUUUUUUACUUCAGCACAUUGUUCAAUCAUGAGCGCAAAUCUGUUCGUGGCCAUUUUACUGGGAGCACUGAUGACGUCGCAUUGGCCAUCUGUGUCGGCCUUGCCGCGGCUCAACUCGAGACAGCUGACGUCAUCACACUUCCCUUACCGACCAGAGAAUUCAAAUGUGGUAAGUGUGGGAGGGGGUGGGGUCAGGCAGAGAUGAUAGCAAGCAAUUUACAUUGUGCAAUCAAAUUAGUGUGGGUCUAGAACAGUCGUUCUCAAACUUCCUAACGCCGCGACCCUUUAAUAUAGUUCCUCAUGUUGUGGCGACCCCCAGCCACAAAAUUAUUGUCGUUGCUACUUCAUAACUGUAGAGCAUAUGUGUUUCAGAUGGUCUUCGCGACCCGUUGGAAAGGGUCGUGCGACCCCCAAAGGGGUCGCGACCCACAGGUUGAGAACCGCUGGUCUAGAAGCUGUUAAGGUUGAGGGGAUGUAAGUGUGGGUCUAGAUUAGGGGUCCUCAGAAUUUCCUGUUUUUGAGUACCACUGGUCUAGAUGCCGUGGAGAUGGGAGUAUGUAAGUGUGGGUCUAAACGUUGUGAGGGUGGAGGGAUGUAAGUGUGGAUAAAAAAAAGUUGUGGUAAUGGAGGAUGUAAGUGUGUAUCUAGAAGAUGUGGAAUGAAGGGAUGUAAAUGUAUCUAGAAGAUGUUGUAGUGGAGGAAUGUGUUCUUUCUUGAAGCUGUGAUAGUGGAGGAAUGUGUUUUUCUUGACGCUGUGGUUGUGGAGGAAUGUGUUUUUGCUUGACGCUGUGGUGGGGGGAUCUGUGUGGAUCUAGAAAUAUAGGGACUGGGGGGACUUGUGGUCUAGAAGCAGAAAGAGUGGUGUGGAUUUACUUGUGGUUCUAGAAGCAAGUGUAGGGCGUAGAGGGGCCAGUGGAUACACAACUCAGUUAACGAAUGACUUCCAGCAUUAGAAGCAGCGAGUCUAAGCUGCAAUAAUUGAAGUCGAGUCUUAUCGGUUCGGCCCUAACUUUGGGCUUGGGGAAGUGGGAGAGAGAGAAGAGGGAGGGUCGUAUUGGGCCUACUCUUGUAUGGAUAAAUAGUCCAUUGGAACUAAGAGAAAAUAAGUUUUAGUAAUUUUAUUUGCAAUAUGUGCUUACUAACUAAAGGAUAAAUAGUUGUGUGCGACGUCUCAUAGAAUCGGACCGGGGCUACACUCAUCUUUGAGUGAACUUCAGAUCAUGUUCCGUCUCUUCAAUGCUUUACUCUUCUAUGUACGAUUGUUAUUAAUAAGAAAUUGUUUGAAAUUCAGUCUCGUUUUUUUAAGAACCCUGAAAAAACGACUGACGUCUCUCUUCAUUUUGUUAACCCUCAAAAAUAAUUUUAAAAAAAACAAAAAAACAUUUUUACGUCACACUUCCAGUGUCCCUGUGUCAGAUAGGCGAACACCAUUUCGUGUAGUGGGAACAUGAAAUAAUUGGAGUGCGUUCAAGCUGUGUGAAUGAAAUGGUAGAACAUGGUACGUGGAAGUUAAGCUUUAAUCAAAAGACGGGGCAAUAAGACGUGAACGUUUCAGCUCAGAGCCUUCCUCGGCAGACAGGACAAAUGAAAAUACGACAAGAAUUGUAAAGAACAUGUACGAGGUUCGAAUCUUAUUUUGAGACCUAGCUGUGUGUAGCCAAGGAAGUUAUAUCCAUCAACAGAAUGUACUGCUGGAGACAUUAUGAGUGUCACACCACCAGAAUUACAGUGAAACUGUUGACCACGUUGAGAUUUCCCCAGCCACUAGUUUACAUUCGAUGGCUCACGGCUAAUGAAGUUUUAGGUAGAGCGUUGAACUUUGCAUGGGAUGAAAGUUGCCUUCUGAGUGUCUGUCGGGAGAAUAAUAUUGAGCUAUGUGGAACAUUAAGGUACUUGCAAGACUAGUUUUUUGGGGGAUUCUGAAGGGUUCUCACAUUUUGUUGUUUAUUGAAAUAUGAGACGGAGGAGACAUUUUAAAAGCCAUGGGCAGAGUGUAUUUCCAACUCUCUGUCUUACUGCUCUCUCUCCCUCUCACCCUCUCUCUCCCUUCCCUCUCUCCCUCUUUUCCUUACUCUAUUUCUUACACUGCUCCUCUCUCAUUCACUCUUCUCUCUCCAUUCUCUCUUUCAAUCCUCCUCUCUCUCUCUCUCAUUCUUUCUACUCUCUCUCUCUCUCUCUCUCUCUCUCUCUUUAUUUCUCUCUCUUUCACACACACUCUCUUGUAUAUUCUUUAACUAUCGUCUUUAAAAAAAAGAGUUUAUUUAUUUUACCUUUGUGGGGGGGGGGGGUGUUUCCCUUUCUUACUUCCUCCAUGUCAUGAUAAUGUCUCUUUUGAUAAUAUGUGUAUGUACAGCGCGGUGAGCGCAGCCCUAGGCUGGGGUACCGCGCUAUAAAAGAUCACUAAUUAUUAUUAUGUAUAUGAAUUUAUCUCUUUAUCUAUACUACUUUCAUUUCCGUUUUCUCACUCUUUUAAAAAAAAAUUCAGCGUGUUUCUCUCUCGCUCUCUCUCUCCCUUUCUCUCUCUCUCCCUUUCUCUCUCUCUCUCUUUCUCUCUCCCUUUCUCUCACUUUCUCUCUUACUCUAAACAUUUUCUAAAGUCCAAAUUUUCUCCUCCUCAUUGGUGACAAUGAAUCGUACACAUUUUGUGUGUAACACCAUGUAGGCCAACAUAAACCCCAAGAGAUGAAACGUCUACGGCUAUAAGAGUACUUUGAGACCUGUCAAAGGGUUCUCAAUGGGGGUCUGCGCACCUAGAUAUGAAGGUGGCAGUGCCAUGGUGCGCAAAAGACACAUAAAUUUUCACUCAAACAAACACAUAAAUUGCAGACGAAAAAAUAUGUGAAACAGAACACAUUUUUGCGGACCGCACCCCCCCCCCCCUCCAAAAAAAAUUUUUAAAAAAAUGUCCACGUGAUCCUCUGUACAAAAAGAUUGUAUACACCUGCUCCAUAGCAGGUUGUGUUAUGGUCUACACCAUGGUGAUGUGUGCUCUACCACUUUCCCAUGGUCUACCUUCACUGUCACUAAAUUUUGUUUUAAACAACAUUCAUUUAUUCAUACGGGACAAAGUGCAUCAGAUCUAAUCUAUCAUUUCGUUCCACAGUGUACGAAAUAUCAUGAUGUAUGCUGCAGAUACAUUUAUGCGAGUCUGGACUUUGACUUCAUAAGUAUUUUAAAAAUAACAAUUAAUGAAUGAUUUGGGGUGGAGGUGGGGGUAGGUGGUCUGGCCAGUAGGGAAGUCACUUGGACAGAUACACCGGACUGACUCUAAUGAAAUCAUAAAAAUUAUAAACAGCAUCUGUGUGAUCUCAUUUGCGUAAACAGGUGGAGCAAAAGUACAUCUUUGGUGAUUCUGCCCAGACACGAUAAUGUGCGUAGAUAGGUAGAGCAAAAGUACAUCUUUGGUGACUCUGCCAAGACACAAUAAUGUGCGUAAACAGGUGGAGCAAAAGUACAUCUCUGGUGACUCUGCCCAGCAACAACAAAGUGCGUGAACAGGUGGAGCAAAAGUACAUCUUUGGUGACUCUGCCCAGCCACAAUAAUGUGCGUAAACAGGUGGAGCAAAAGUACAUCUCUGGUGACUCUGCCCAGCCACAAUAAUGUGCGUGAACAGGUAGAGCAAAAGUACAUCUUUGGUGACUCUGUCCAGCCACAAUAAUGUGCGUAAAAAUGUGGAGCAAAAGUACAUCUUUGGUGACUCUGCCCCGCCACAAUAACAACACAAAACAUACAUGAAGAGUACCAACGUAGUUCCGGCCAAGUUAAACAUGCAUUUUCAAUCACUUUUUUCUUCUUUUCAUACCAGAAAUGUAUGGUACAUUUCUUUUUCUUUAUAUUAUUUUAAAACGGCUAAAAUAAGUAUUUACUUUUUCAACUUAGUUGAGUAAAGAAGUAUAAUUAGUGUUGCUCAAUAGUCUUACCCAUUAUUGUCAAGCAAUAAUUCCUAUUUUAUGUUGCUUAUACCGUUGUUUCAACUCUUUCAACGUAUAAACAGCGAUCGUAACAUUAUAAAUACUGUUUUCCUCAUGCCAGGGUCAAGGUCCCGUUGUCAUAUUCCGAUUUAAAUCUGAUAUGAUCAUUACUUCUCUUCCCCCCCCCCCACACACACACACACCCUUGUCGUUUCCGUCAACAAUGAGAACUGAAUAACAGGAUCGCUCAAGCGACAUCUGGCGCCGCGACCCUUUGCUUACACAUGCAUUACCGGCGGUGUUAUUAUAUAAGUCAACACACUUCCUGUACACAUUUGCCCAGGAUUCUUGGACUUUUGCCAUUACUCUUCUAGAAUCUAUCUAUGAACAACGACAAGAUAAAUAUAUUUAAGGAUAAAGACUUUCCCUUAAAUUAACGUGUGUUUUUUUAUCAGAGCCAAAUGUGUUAAAGAACAGAGCUGUUUAACAAAAUAAUUGUGUUUUUAUUUGAUAUCUAUAUUAUUCUCAUUGACCAAGAAAGAUGAGUAAUGGCUUAGAGGGUAAGGUUGCCAUAGUGACUGGCUCAAGUUCUGGAAUAGGGGAAGCCAUCGCCAUUCAUUUCGCUGCUAAGGGAGCAAGGGUCGCCUUGUGUGGACGCGAUCCGCGCAGAUUGGAGUCGGUGCUGGACAGGGCUGUUGAGGUCAGCGGAGGACACAAAGAAAGGUUUAUCACUAUUCAGGGGGAUCUCAAAGACGCGGAGUGUAGACGAAAUGUUGUUGACAAGACUAUUACGGCGUUCGGACAGCUGGACAUCCUGGUCGCCAAUGCUGGUGUGGCCGUUCCCGAUGCGACGAUUCGAGACGCAACACCCGAAAUUUACGAUAACACAAUGGACAUCAAUGUCAAGGCCGUGUUCUUUCUAAUCCAAGACGCCCUGCCUCAUCUCGAGAAAACCAAAGGAAGCAUCCUCUGUGUCUCUUCCGUAUUCAGCUCCUUAGUUUUGGUCCCCGACAUCAUCUACCCCAUGACCAAGGCCGCCCUCGGGCAUCUGUGUCACUGUCUGGCGGUGCAACUCGGCCCUAAAGGCAUCCGGGUGAACACGGUCAACCCAGGAAAUAUACAGACUAGGAUAGGAAGGGACUUCGUCCACACACAGGCAGCCGUCGACUGGAUCAACAGAGAAAAGAAAUCCGUGGCCCUGCCUCACUAUGAGGGCUCCGCCGAAGACGUUUCCGACGCGGUUGUCUUUCUCGUCUCGGAUAACGCUGCCGGCAUCACCGGACAGCACCUCAUCGUGGACGGUGGAAGGUCGUUCUUUGGGGCGUCCAACGCGGAGUAACUGCAGGAUCAACAAGAUUUGUGAGACACGUUCUAUUUGUUAAAAUGCUUAAAUGUCCUCUCGUAGAAUAUGGAGGCAGGUUGUCUUUUCAACCCUUGCAUACUUCACAUCGAAAUUUUUAUUUUCUUAAAUUUGGCAGUGCAGUUCAUUGUUUAUUUGUAACCGCAGCUUAUAAUCAUUCUCUAAAUUUAGUAAACAAACUAAAAUAUAACGAUAGAAAUACUAAUGUUUCAUAAGUUCGAUAUUUUUUUAUUAUUUUGUCAUAGAUUGUUUUGGGGGCGGGAUAGGGAGUGAAUUAGUUUUUUUUUUAUCUUUAAAUUAUGCAUGACUUAGCUUUAUUGAUGAUAACAUGUAUCACCGGUCCGGUUGGGAAUUCCUUGAAUUCUCUCCUCUUUAUGGAAUGACCCGUUAUCGAAAGAUGCAACGUUUUUAUCAUCUGGUCUCAUCUUCUUUUCUUUUUUUUUUUUCAUUUCUAUAUUUUACAUUUUUAUAUCAAAUUUUCUUUUAAAUUUUAUAUAUAUGGCUAUUUAAUGAUCAAUUGUUGUAAGUGAGAUGUACAUCACGAGUAGAGAGAAAACAGUUUUUAAAAAGCUGUAACAUUGCCCAUAUUUAUUUGGUAGAUUUUUAACUCAUAGCCUUUCUUGUAUCUCGUUCUGGCUUGUCUGCCAAAGAAGGGUGUCAGGUAAUGUGUGGUACCGGUGAGUUAAUGUGCAGUACCGGUGACUUAAUGUUCAAUACUGGUGAGUUAAUGUGCAGUACCAGUGAGUUAAUGUGUAGUACCGGUGAGUUAAUGUGCAGAACCUGUGAGUUAAUGUGCAGUACCGGUGAGUUAUUGUGCAGUACCAGUGACUUAAUGUGUAGUACCGGUGAGUUUAUGUGUAGUACCGGUGAGUUAAUGUGUAGUACCGGUGAGUUAAUGUGCAGUACCGAUGAGUGAAUGUGUAGUACCAAUGAGGUGAUAUACCCAAAAAAUAAAAUGUUUUAAAAAAUCAACACUAUAUAUAUAUAUACAUGUGUGUGUGUGUGCGCGCGUGUGUGUGUGAGUGUAAAAAAACCUAUCUAACAUUUUUGUACACAUUAUUUUAUCAAGACCUGUUAUAACUUAAUGCUAUAAGCAUGACUGUUAGCAGGACUAUUGGCACGUCUAUUGGCACGACUAUUGGCACGUCUAUUGGCACGACUAUUGGCACGUCUAUUGGCACGACUAUGGGCACGGCACGUUUUAUUCCGUCCCUCUUAGUUAAGACCCAAAGAUUUCAAAAUUCAUUUGCUUCCCAAUCUGUUAAAAUUUAUCCGCUUGCUCCCCCGGCUGGUACAAAAUCCAAAUAAUCACUCUUUAGUCAACCAUUGACGCUCCAUGUUUUAUGACUGGUGAAUUUUGCACUUGAGAAAUGCCUUGUGUUGAAAUUGUUAUAAUUUUAAAAUGUUGUCAUGUUCAGAAUAUUUAGAUCUAGCUAUGUGAUGAAAGUGAAAAUGAAUAUUUUAACCAAAAAGAUUUUCAUUUCUUUGGGUAAUUUUUUUUUUUUUUUUAAAUCUCUUAUCUUAUAUCUAUUCACAUUUUAACAUUCAAAUAUCCAAAAUAUUUGCAUGGAUUUUUUUUAGUCUCAAUUGCUUUUCUCAAUCUCAAUGGCUUUUCUCCAUCUCAAUGGCUUUUGUUCAACUCAAUGGCUUUUGUUAAUCUCAAUGGUUUUUGUUCAUCUCAAUGGCUUUUCUCCAUCUCAAUGGCUUUUGUUCAUCUCAAUGGCUUUUCUCCAUCUCAACGCCUUUUUUCCAUCUCAAUGGCUUUUGUUCAUCUCAAUGGCUUUUCUCCAUCUCAAUGGCUUUUGUUUAUCUCAAUGGCUUUUCUCCAUCUCAAUGGCUUUUUUCAUCUCAAUGGCUUUUCUCCAGCUCAAUGACUUUUCUCCAGCUCAACGGCUUUUCUCCAUUUCAAUGGCUUUUUUCAUCUCAAUGGCUUUCCUCUAUUUCAAUGGCUUUUUUCAUCUCAAUGGCUUUUGUUCAUCUCAAUGGCUUUUCUCCAUCUCAAUGGUUUUUUCAUCUCAAUGGCUUUUCUCCAGCUCAAUGACUUUUCCAGCUCAAUGGCUUUUUUCAUCUCAAUGGCUUUUCUCCAGCUCAAUGACUUUUCUCCACCUCAACGGCUUUUCUCCAUUUCAAUGGCUUUUUUUCAUCUCUAUGGUUUUUGUUCAUCUCAAUGGUUUUUCUCCAUCUCAAUGGCUUUUUUCAUCUCAAUGGCUUUUCUCCAGCUCAAUGAUUUUUCUCCAGCUCAACGGCUUUUCUCCAUUGCAAUGGCUUUUUUUCAUCUCAAUGGAUUUUCUUCAUCUCAAUGGCUUUUCUCCAUCUCAAUGGCUUUUCUCCAUCUCAAUGGCUUUUGUUCAUCUCAAUGGCUUUUCUCCAUCUCAAUGGCUUUUGUUCGUAUCAAUGACUUUUCUCCAUCUCAAUGGCUUUUGUUCAUCUCAAUGGCUUUUCUCCAUCUCAAUGGCUUUUGUUCAUCUCAAUGGCUUUUCUCCAUCUCAAUGACCUUUCAUCCAAUCACAGUUUAAUAAGAACUGAAUUAAAUCCCAAAAUGAUAUCUCAUUGCUUUAAAUAUCUCUCUUAUUCCCCAGUGUUCCAACUACAUGGAGGCGUGCGUUCCCUGGGAGACAAGAUGCUGCAACAACAUGGUCUGUGUCAACGUGGCCCGGGGCUACUGUCUCUACCCGCUCGAGAAAUGCAUGUGUCAGAAACCGUUUGCGGAAAUCUUCUAGGCCUGCUGUGCUCAAACAUUUCUAUGAAAAAUACUUUUGAUGGUUUAUCUCGGUUUUUUCAUUUGAAUAUUUUUCGAAUGUGUGCAUUCAUAACAGCACCGCUGAAAUUUUUAUUGAAUAUUUUUAAUGCAUAGUUCACAGUUUGUAGCUGUGGGAAAAGAAAAUCAAAUGCUACAAACUAAACCUUAUAUUUUAUUUGACAUUUCUUAAAAAUAGAAUUUUAAAUUGGGUUUAAUGAAAAACAAUUUUUUUAAAAAAAAAAGUAAAUUUCUUGCU